Nymphalis io (European peacock) is the source of this 1219-nucleotide messenger RNA. RefSeq lists its product as uncharacterized. The record is from RefSeq and is a predicted model, not a curated record. The transcript has 4 exons. The coding region runs from base 103 to 1191 and encodes 362 amino acids. NCBI's taxonomy places the organism in Eukaryota, Metazoa, Arthropoda, Insecta, Lepidoptera, Nymphalidae.
UUAUAAUAAAUAAACGUGUUUUACUUCCAUUUUGAAUAAAUCGUUAACGGAGCUAAUAAACAUAUUAUCAAUUAAUUCUUAAGAAUUGCAUAUCUUUUAACAAUGAAUCAUUUUUUUGUGUUUUCACUUUGCAUAAUUCUGAUACAAAAUUCAACUAAACAACAUUAUAUACAGCCGCCUCAUCAUUGUCUCUUAGCAACAAUUUGCAACCACACUGGUACACCUCUGUGUGGGAUUGAGAAAGACCAAGUACACAAACAAAUGUUUUUAGAUGAAUGCGAUAUGUUUGAGUACAAUUGUGACAAUCACAAAGCUUAUUUGAAAACUGAUCAAUCGGAUUGUACAUUGAAAGAAACUAAAAGUGUCGUGACAUCGACAAUUAACACAAAAGAAAUAUCACCUUCGGUAACUGCUGAAAGUUUAAAUCUAACAACGCAUAACAUUGCGACGGUUAACCUAUCAACACCAACAAUACCUUCAGCCUCGGAAAUUCCAACCACAAUAAUAAUAACAAGCAUUAAGUCUUCUUCAAGACAAACAAAAAUUAAGAAUAUAACUAAAAUAACUACGUCUACAUUUAAUGCAACUAAAAUAAGUACAGAGUUAACAACAACACCUAUUUCAACAGUUGUUAUUGAUUCAAAUUGCACACGUUCGAAUGUAAACAAGACUACAAAUUUAAAAAUGACCAAAGCUAUAACAAAAAACUUGACUAAACCAAUGAGCACUAUGUUAUCAACGCAGUCACUAACGCCUGAUUCUUCCUUGUUAAAAACGGAUACUACAAAACAGUCAAAAACAGAAAUGAUUAGUACAUUAUCAAAUUUGACGAAAAGCGAACCAAAUUUAAGUACAUCUGUCGUUAAUACUUCAGACGCCAUUACAACAAUAACGACAGAAUAUAAAGAACUUAAUGAGAAUACAAUUGGAGAAGACGUGACACCUUCGACCCCAGAUGUUUGUAGAACGUAUCCUAAGUAUUGUGAUAGACCACGUACUUGGGAGACAACUGUCAAAGGUGAAACGAGGGAUUUCUUUCAAAUUUUAAAAGCUCGGUUCGGCAGUCGAGUAAGACUUUUAAAAGACACAACGCAUUUUCCACAGCACUUAAAUAUAAGUAUAAAUGAUUUGCGGAUAAGUUUGAAUGAAGACAAUGAGUCGUUUCAUUACGGCGCACAUAAUGAAGGCUAAGAGAUUUUGCGCAAAGUUUAUUUUAAGG